Gastrolobium bilobum is the source of this 1115-nucleotide messenger RNA. Its product is annotated as CASP-like protein 1D2. The coding region runs from base 260 to 838 and encodes 192 amino acids. The transcript has 3 exons. The record is from RefSeq and is a predicted model, not a curated record. Lineage: Eukaryota; Viridiplantae; Streptophyta; Magnoliopsida; Fabales; Fabaceae.
UCUCAUCACAUUCACACCAACUAUCAAGCAACUCUUCAAACCAGCUAAUACGUGCAGGGAACUCCAUCUCAUUUGUUUUUACACCUUUCUCAUUCCUUUGGUUCACCCUGAAGUCCAAAUCCAUCUAUAUAUAUAUUAGCACAUCAUUGUUCAACUAUCCUUAUCUCCACCACCACUCUGUUUCAAGAUAGCCACUAAGUGUGUACUACUAGUACCUUCCAUUUAAACCUAGCUAAUAAGCUAACUCACAGAGCAACACAUGGCUUCUACAGACAAGCCUGGGGACCCUGAAUACAGAUCAUCAUCAGAUCCAGCUCCGGUUGGUGUUGAUUACUUUCAAUUUGAUGUGAUACUCAGGUUUCUGUUGUUUGCAGCAUCACUGGUAUCUGUAGUGGUUAUGGUCACCAGUGAUCAAACAGAACCAGUGCUUUUCCAAGGUAGGCCUGUGCCAAGGCCAGCCAAGUUCAGAUACUCACCAGCCUUUGUAUAUUUUGUUGCUGCAUUAUCCGUUUCGGGGCUUUAUAGUAUCAUUACAAUUCUUGCAUCACUCUCUGUCAUUCAAAAGCCAGACCUCAAAACGAAGUUCCUCCUCCAUUUUAUCUUCUGGGAUGCGCUGAUAUUGGGGAUAAUAGCCUCAGCAACAGGCACAGCUGGGGGUGUGGCAUAUUUGGGUUUAAAGGGAAACAACCAUGUGGGUUGGCCUAAAAUUUGCCAUGUCUACGACAAGUUCUGCAGGCAUGUUGGUGGCUCCAUAGCUGUGGCUUUGUUUGGCAGCGUUGUGGUUGUCUUGCUCAUCUGGCUCUCAGCUCACAGCAUUCAUAGUCGCAUCCCCAAGUAGAUGGAAAAAAAACAUUGAUCAUUUCGCAGAUACAUGCACUCUAUUUCAUUGUUACAUUGUUUACUAAGUUUAGCAGUGUGUUAAGAAAUUAUUAGUGUGUGAAUGACUUCUGUGUUUCUGAAUAUUGUGGCUCCAGUACGUGUUGAUAUUUGUAAAUGAUAGUUUUCCACCAAGAACCUUGGUUGUAUUUUAUCUUUCUACUCGUGCCAUAAAUGAUUUGUAAUUAUUCUGCUCCCACCAAAAUUAUAUUUAACCGAGAAAACGUUUGUAUGAUUAA